AUGGCCACGCCGCCGCCUGCUGGCCUGCCUGCUGGCCUCGACCUCACCCCGGAGCAGGUCCGCAAGCUCCAGGAGAACCGCCUCAAGGCCAAGGCCAAGCUACAAGAGCGCGAGCGCCUCCAGCGCCAGCACGCCCUCACCCACCAGCAGCCCAACGCCCUCGGCAAGCGCCCGCUCCAGGUCCUCCCCGCCGACUCGACCUCGCCCACCGCUCCCGCCUUGCGCUACGCCGCCACGACCACCGCCCAGGGCGUCCGCGGCGCCCACAACGCCCUCCAGUCGGCCCUCACCGGCCCUGCACCCGGCCCUUCCUCGGCCCGCUCGCCCGUCAAGCACUUCCAGGGCCCCGAUGGCUCUGCCGACCUCGCGCCGCUCCCGAGCCGCAUCGGCCAGUACGUCGAGUACGACCUGUCGACCCUCAAGAACUCGCGCGGCGGCUUCUUGCUCGAGGGCGAGGAGGACGACCCCAAGCGCGCGAGGGAGCGCCAGCUCCAGGAGGAGCUCAAGUUGAAGCGGCUCGAGAACGCGAGGAAGCAGGGGCAGCUUCGUGCAGCGACGAUGGCGCUCGACCCGAAGGAGAACCCCAAGUGCAAGCACUGCGGCACGGCCGACCUCGACGACCAGCUCCUGAGCGUCUUCGGCAUCCGGUGCUGCCCAAAGUGCAAGAAGGACCGCCCCGACUCGUACUCGCUCCUCACCAAGACCGAGUGCAAGGAGGACUACCUGCUCACCGAGCCCGAGCUGCGCGACACCGAGCUCAUGCCGCACCUCUUGCGCCCGAACCCGCACCGGCCGACGUACAGCAACAUGAUGCUCUUCCUGCGGUGCCAGGUCGAGGACUACGCCUUCUCGGCGCGCAAGUGGGGCUCGCCCGAGGCGCUCGACGCCGAGUUUGAGCGCCGCGAGGCCGACAAGGCGCAGAAGAAGAACAAGAAGUUUGCCAAGAAGCUCGACGACCUGCGCAAAAAGACCAAGACGAACGUGUGGCACCGCCGCCAGGAGGCCGAGCACACGCACGAGUUUGAGGACGUCGAGGGCGAGGUCGGGACGCAGAGGUGUGUCGGCUGCGGCUUCGAGACGCAGGUCGAGGUCUUCUAGCUCGUCGUCGUCGUCGCAGCAGGAGGGGACGAGUUGCACAGCUUUCCCUUUCCUUUUCUCUCUCUCGUCGUACUCUCCCUGUCGCCUUGUUGUUGUCCAAUAAAGUCUCGUUCUCGCUC
Messenger RNA from Rhodotorula graminis WP1, 1217 nucleotides. RefSeq lists its product as uncharacterized. The transcript is spliced from 4 exons. Lineage: Eukaryota; Fungi; Basidiomycota; Microbotryomycetes; Sporidiobolales; Sporidiobolaceae. The record is from RefSeq and is a predicted model, not a curated record. Gene Ontology annotation, biological process: base-excision repair; nucleotide-excision repair involved in interstrand cross-link repair; nucleotide-excision repair, DNA damage recognition. Gene Ontology annotation, cellular component: nucleotide-excision repair factor 1 complex. Gene Ontology annotation, molecular function: damaged DNA binding. The coding region runs from base 1 to 1098 and encodes 365 amino acids.